AUGGCCCUAAUGAAGUGGCUGUCACCCCCCUCCCGCACCCCCGCGCCCCCUCCCACACCCCCGCGCCCCCUCCUGCACCCCCGCGCCCCCUCCUGCACCCCCGCGCCCCCUCCCGCAGCCCCGCGCCCCCUCCCGCACCCCCGCGCCCCCUCCCGCAACCCCCUCAUCCCCUCCCGCAGCCCCGCACCCCCGCGCCCCCUCCCGCACCCCCCUCAUCCCCUCCCGCAGCCCCGCACCCCCCUCAUCCCCUCCCGCAGCCCCGCGCCCCCUCCCGCACCCCCGCGCCCCCUCCCGCAACCCCCUCAUCCCCUCCCGCAGCCCCGCACCCCCGCGCCCCCUCCCGCACCCCCGCGCCCCCUCCCGCACCCCCGCGCCCCCUCCCGCAACCCCCUCAUCCCCUCCCGCAGCCCCGCACCCCCGCGCCCCCUCCCGCACCCCCGCGCCCCCUCCCGCACCCCCGCGCCCCCUCCCGCAACCCCCUCAUCCCCUCCCGCAGCCCCGCACCCCCGCGCCCCCUCCCGCACCCCCGCGCCCCCUCCCGCACCCCCCUCAUCCCCUCCCGCAGCCCCGCACCCCCGCGCCCCCUCCCGCACCCCAGCGGGAUGCGAGGCGCUGUUCCCCGUCUCCCAGGCGAGCCGCGUCCCCACGCCGCGGCGAGCGCAUGCUAACGCUAACGCGGGCGCAUGCUAA
This is a messenger RNA of Conger conger (European conger), 690 nucleotides long. RefSeq lists its product as uncharacterized. Bases 1 to 690 code for a protein of 229 amino acids. The record is from RefSeq and is a predicted model, not a curated record. The transcript is spliced from 3 exons. NCBI's taxonomy places the organism in Eukaryota, Metazoa, Chordata, Actinopteri, Anguilliformes, Congridae.